This is a messenger RNA of Paralichthys olivaceus (Japanese flounder), 1966 nucleotides long. The record is from RefSeq and is a predicted model, not a curated record. NCBI's taxonomy places the organism in Eukaryota, Metazoa, Chordata, Actinopteri, Pleuronectiformes, Paralichthyidae.
UGUUUCAGGAGCUGAUAUCAGGACAGUGAAUAUGAGAGAGCUUACUACAGGCGUCCUACACACUAAGUUCUGGGUGGUUGACAAGAAGCACAUUUACAUUGGCAGUGCCAACAUGGACUGGAGGUCCCUCACACAGGUGAAGGAGCUGGGCGCGGUCGUCUACAACUGCAGCUGUUUGGCCGCAGACCUGAGUAAGAUCUUUGAAGCCUAUUGGUUCCUGGGGGAGAGUCAGUCGAUCCCAUCGCCGUGGCCAAUCAGCUUCUCCACCCUCUACAACAAGGACACGCCUCUGCAGCUGCCGCUCAACAACACGCCGUCUGACGUUUAUCUAUCGAGUUCCCCUCCGUCGUUCUGUGCAGCCGGCAGGACUCCAGACCUUCAGUCCGUCCUCAGUGUGAUGGACGAUGCAGACAGCUUCAUCUACAUCGCUGUCAUGAACUACCUGCCCACCAUGGAGUUUUCACACCCUAAAAGGUAUUGGGCAGACAUUGACACCCAGCUGAGGAGAGUGGCAUACGAGAAGCGAAUCAAAGUUCGCCUGUUGAUCAGCUGCUGGGCGAGCACCCAGCCCGUCAUGAUCCCAUUCCUGAAGUCUCUGGCCUCCGUUUACGAGCCCAAGAGCAAACUUGACAUCCAGGUGAGGCUGUUUGUAGUUCCUGCCAGCCCCAAGCAGAAGGAGAUUCCCUUCGCUAGAGUCAACCACAACAAGUACAUGGUGACGGACAAGAUCGCUUAUAUCGGUACGUCUAACUGGUCAGGUGACUACUUUGUGCACACCGCUGGCUCUGCAUUGGUUGUCAAUCAGACUGCAUCACAGUCCAUGGAGCCGACCGUCCAAUCACAGCUGAAGGCCGUAUUUGAGAGGGACUGGGACUCCGACUACAGCACGCCUCUCACCCAACACUCAAACCUCAAAGUCAUCUGUUAGGUUCUACAGCCAAUAAUGCAAACACUGGCACUCCUCUGUUUAACAUGCACAGAGCUGUAGUUGCACAUUUAAUGUAUGUCUUAAGAUUCUCAAGGACACUUGGACGAAUCAGUUGAAACAAUAGAAACCCCUUAGCUGAAACAUCAGCCGCAGACAAGCCCUCGGUGGAGCCAAGCUUCUCUGUGUGUGAGAAUAAAAUUUCCAGCUGACUUGUUUUAUCACAGCUUCAGUGCCAAACUCCACUAUGAGAGAAAUAUGCCUCAAACCACUUAACAGCUCGGUAAUGCCAGUCUACACAUUGUUCAAGGCUACCUGAGUGUUUCUCGGGCGAGAAAUUCUUUACGUCUCUUUGCUGUUCCGAUCGAUGCUGACCUAGGAUUCGAUAUGUAAUAAGAUGCAGUCAGUUAGAUCCAGUUUUUGUGUCUGUCAUCAGCUCAGCACCAAACAUACGAGUGCCGCCAUCAUUCUGAUUCGGAGUCUGCAGUGAUUGUUUUGUGCAAAGCUGCAGUAUCAAGGUCAGAGUCAGUCUCAGCUGUCAAUCAGGAUGUUUCACCCCUUUAAUGAACACUUCGAGUGAUAGGAAGUACAGACAAUGGCAGAAGCCAUUGUUAAGGAACAUGUAUUUGAUGUGUGCUUUGUUUAGUUUUGACAAUGUCCCAUCUGCUAACAUGGAGGAGGCUGAGUUUAUUAUCUAGACUGCAGCCAGCCACCAGGUUUUUUUGGGGGGGGCUAUCAUCUUGUUCAUCUUUAUAUGCAGUUUAUAACAAAACAAAACUUCAGCUAACAUGAACGUUAAACACUCAAAUAAUCCUGUGGUUUGUAUUAUAUCAUGCUGUAACACUAGGGGUCACUGUUUCAUCUUUUCAUUACUCAUGAAUGUUAAUUGAUAGCUUUCUCAUUUUAAAGAUCAAUCACUUUGUUUUUUUAUCUUAGCUCAUCUCAGGGAGAAAAAUAUUGUGUUUUCUUAGCGAAUCAAUUUACUUUGCUGGACUUUGCUGUGCCUGAACUGUAAUUAUAAAAUAAGGAUUUUAAACUCAC